AUGGUCAACUUUGUUUGUCAUUGGACGUUUUUAGUUCUGCUGGCCGCUGCGAAGGCGCAGGAUAGUGAGGAAACUUCAGCGGUGGUCACAUCCACAGGUGACUUGACUGAGGAGCAGUGCAGCACAUCGAGGGAUGGCUGCUGUUCCGAGCUUUAUAUAGGCGAAGAGGAGGAGCUGACCAAGUGCUUCGUCAUACACUCCACCAAACUGCCAGCGGAUGGGGACACUGACGUCGGCAAGACCCUGCGGUUUCUAUCGUGCUUCGUGGAGUGCAUUUACAAGCAAAAGAAGUACAUUGGCAAGAGCGACACCAUCAACAUGAAGAUGGUCAAGCUGGACGCAGAGAAGACCUAUGCGGAUCGGCCCAAGGAGAAGGACUAUCACAUUGCCAUGUUCGACCACUGCCGAAAGGAUGCCGUCGGGGUCUACAACCUACUGAAGGCCAGUCCUGGGGCCAAGGUGCUGCUGAAGGGAGCCUGUCGUCCCUACCUGCUGAUGGUGUUCAUGUGCAUCAGCGACUACCACCAGAAGAAGGAGUGUCCCUACUUCCGCUGGGAGGGCACUGCGAAGGCGGGAACCAAGGAUCUGUGCGAAAAUGCCAAGGCCGAGUGCUAUCAGAUAGAUGGCAUUACACUGCCCACAAAGAGUCCUGCCUAA
Drosophila teissieri is the source of this 657-nucleotide messenger RNA. RefSeq lists its product as uncharacterized. The record is from RefSeq and is a predicted model, not a curated record. Lineage: Eukaryota; Metazoa; Arthropoda; Insecta; Diptera; Drosophilidae. The coding region runs from base 1 to 657 and encodes 218 amino acids. The transcript has 3 exons.